Messenger RNA from Elephantulus edwardii (Cape elephant shrew), 600 nucleotides. RefSeq names its product proline rich 18 (gene PRR18). The coding region runs from base 1 to 600 and encodes 199 amino acids. The record is from RefSeq and is a predicted model, not a curated record. The transcript has a single exon. Lineage: Eukaryota; Metazoa; Chordata; Mammalia; Macroscelidea; Macroscelididae.
AUGCCGCUCCCGCCCCCAGCCCCCCGCGCCCCAGCGGCGCGCGCCAAGACUCAGAGGCCCCCGGAGAAGUCGACCCAGGCGCUGCUCUCCGGCUCCUGGCCCGCGGCCACCAGCAGAAGAUCCCCGGCUCCGGCCUCUCCGCGUCCCCCGGCCCGGGCUGCCCUCCCGCCCCCCGUCCGGUGCGCCCCGCCAAGCCGCGCGCGUUCCUACGACAGCCUCCCGCCCGGGGCCGCUCGCGCGGGGCCGGGGCCUGGGGGGACGCGCUUCGCCCUGCGGCUGCCCCCCGACUCCGCGUUGCUUGUCCAGCGGCGACACCUGGAGCGACAGCUGGCGCGCGCUCCCCGCUCCGCGUCCCCCGCCAGUGCCCGCGCCGCUCGCCGGCCGCCGCCCUUGUCACCGGGGAACCCGAGCUCCCCGCCCCGCGUCUCGCUCCUUAACGAACAGCACAAGUACGAGGACGUGGAGGACGAGGACGGGGCCCCGGCGGCCCACGAGCGCCUGGUGCGCAAGUGCACCGAGUGGCUGCGCGGCGUGGAGACGGCGACCACGCGGGACCGCGCCGCCCGGGUGGGCUCCCUGCCGCACAUGGGCACGCUGUGA